This is a messenger RNA of Mesorhabditis belari, 651 nucleotides long. The record is from the annotation of a GenBank genome assembly. Lineage: Eukaryota; Metazoa; Nematoda; Chromadorea; Rhabditida; Rhabditidae.
AUGGCUACUCCAACUGUGAUGGUUUUUCCACCAGGCUCUAAUGGCCCGACCAGGCGAACGCUCAUCAUCCGCAACCCCACCAACAAAGAUUUCGUCGUCAAGUUGGUGCCCUCGUGCGAGAAGAUGCUCAAGUUGGAAGGUGAAGUGCUUCUGCUUCAGGAUCAUAAAUACGCGCCCGUUCAUAUUGAUUUGGACCAGAAAGUUGGCAAAAAAGCCGAGCUCUCGAUCUACGCUCGUCCCGUCGAACGCCACAAUCACGCUUCAAUCCUCGAAUUCUGCAAGGGUUCCACCCAGACUCCCCAUCAGUUGGUGACCAAGCUUUCGAUCAAAGUUGAGAAUGGAUUUGCCGCCAAUGAUACGAUCCUCGACGUUCCCGGAAGUGCCACUAUGUUCGAGGCAGUCACCUUGGCCACAGCUGGUAUCAAUGUGAGCGACACGUUGACUUGCCAACCGAUUGAUGGGGAUUGUGCCACCGCUCCCAACAUGGCCGCAGAUGACUUCGCCAAAUAUUCCAACCAGAAGCUUGGCGAGGAGAAGUGCUGGUUGUUCGGGCCGCUCAUCGAUGCCCUUUUCCCAUCAGCCACCGCCGAGUCGAAAAAGAAGUCUUCGGGGAAGGGCGAGGAGCAGAGCUGCAACCUGUGUGCUGCUGGA